AUGUCUUCCACCAAGAUAGACCCGAGACUCACCAACGUCACCACCAUGAAUUGGCUGACUAUGAAGAGUUGGCUAGACGGCAAGAUUGACAAUCUAGACGUCAAAGUCUCACAUGUCAGGGUAAACAUCGCUUCGGCUCAUCUUGCAGCUGACUAUAUCUUUGAGCGGCUGAAGACGAUAGAGCUUGAGCUGGACAAAUCAACGGAGGAAGCAGACGACAAAGGUAUCUACAUCCACGAUGCCUUGCAAGGAAUGCAAAACGACGUCAAGCAUUUGGAUCCGGAUGAACUCAUUCUGCUGGAAGACUGGGAAGCUGGAGAGUAUGUCACAACGCCGCUGGAACAGAUUCGAGCUAUGCAAAAGGUGAAGAUCGAGAUCGACCGGAGAAUCAAGGACGCAGUGGACCAGAAGGCAAAAGCGGAGAAGGCGGAAGCUGAAAAGGCAGAGGCGGAGAAGGCAGAAGCCGAGAUGGCACAGAAAGAGGUAGGGAAAAGUUCAAAUACGGAGAGAUCAGAAGUAGGGGCAGAGGAGAGUCCAGAGACAGACAAAGCGAAGAAGAGGUCGAGGACCAGGCGACGCAGGAACCCUUGA
Messenger RNA from Fulvia fulva, 591 nucleotides. RefSeq lists its product as uncharacterized. Bases 1 to 591 code for a protein of 196 amino acids. Lineage: Eukaryota; Fungi; Ascomycota; Dothideomycetes; Mycosphaerellales; Mycosphaerellaceae. The transcript has a single exon. The record is from RefSeq and is a predicted model, not a curated record.